UCUCUCUAUAUAUAUAUAUAUAUAUAUACACACACAGAGAGGGAGAAAAACACUUAGCAAAAGCAUACAUAUUUCAUCAAAAGCCAUGAAGGGUUUUGUUUGUGUUGCUCUAUUAGUCAUUGCUUUUCUUUCUCUUCCGGCUGUAAUAUCUGCAAGGCACAUUGGCAGGCCACGAAAACACCAUGGGCAUCACCAUUCUGCACCAAAAGAAGUGGCAGUGGCAAAUCCAAAUUUCUACAGGGAAAUGAGGGCAACAAAGAGAAGAGGACCUGACACAGUGCAAAUUGCAGGGUCAAGCUUGCCUGAUUGUUCCCAUGCAUGUGGGUCAUGCUCGCCAUGUAGGCUAGUAAUGGUGAGCUUUGUCUGUGCAUCGCUUGAAGAAGCUGAGACUUGUCCCAUGGCUUAUAAGUGCAUGUGUAAAAACAAGUCUUAUCCUGUACCAUGAUCUUUAUUUAACUAACUAAUUAAUUUCUAAUUGUCAGGUCUUUUUUAAUAUAGAGGCUUAAUUACUGUAACUAUUGUCGGCCAAUUAGAAUUUAGAUUUAGGUCCAUGUUUAUUUUAGUUUUGUUUUUCCCUUUUGCCAAUUUUUCCUUGUAAUGUAAUCAUGCCUUUCUUUGUGUAAUCACAGAAUUCAUGUUCAUUUUGA
Messenger RNA from Hevea brasiliensis (rubber tree), 647 nucleotides. RefSeq names its product protein EPIDERMAL PATTERNING FACTOR 1. The record is from RefSeq and is a predicted model, not a curated record. The transcript is spliced from 2 exons. Lineage: Eukaryota; Viridiplantae; Streptophyta; Magnoliopsida; Malpighiales; Euphorbiaceae. Bases 86 to 445 code for a protein of 119 amino acids. Gene Ontology annotation, biological process: guard cell differentiation; stomatal complex development.